Penicillium pulvis is the source of this 879-nucleotide messenger RNA. RefSeq names its product VIT1/CCC1 transporter family protein. Lineage: Eukaryota; Fungi; Ascomycota; Eurotiomycetes; Eurotiales; Aspergillaceae. The coding region runs from base 1 to 879 and encodes 292 amino acids. Gene Ontology annotation, biological process: intracellular manganese ion homeostasis. Gene Ontology annotation, molecular function: manganese ion transmembrane transporter activity; iron ion transmembrane transporter activity. Gene Ontology annotation, cellular component: fungal-type vacuole membrane. The record is from RefSeq and is a predicted model, not a curated record. The transcript has 2 exons.
AUGUCCAUCACCUCAAUCAGCGGCCUCAUGUCUAGCUAUUCGCCCUUGUCAGGUCGGUCCUCGUCCGUGGAGGAUGAGAAAGAAUCGCACCUCCGACUGAAUCCCGAUGUGGAAGCUGGUGAGAAGCAAGUGACCGAGAAGAAAAGCCGUUGGAUCGAUGGCCGUACUGUCUCCGAUGCCAUUAUUGGCCUGUCCGACGGUAUGACCGUGCCUUUUGCUCUCACUGCUGGCCUCUCUGCGCUGGGCGACACUAAAGUUGUUGUCUUUGGUGGCAUGGCCGAGCUCAUUGCGGGUGCUAUCUCCAUGGGUCUUGGUGGUUAUCUAGGAGCCAAAAGUGAAGAGGAAUCAUACAAGGCGACACUCAAAGAAACUCAAACACAAACCAUGACCGACCCUGCGUCCAUCACUGGUACAAUUUCCGAGAUCUUCGAGCCUUACGAGCUACCAUCUGAACUGGUUUCCCAACUCACCAACCACCUCUCCGCCUCGCCUCUGCUCCCUUCUUUCCUCAUGAACUUCCAACACACACUCCCUGAACCAUCAGAAUCUCGUGCCGUCAUUUGCGCCUUAACAAUUGCUCUGGGUUACUUCAUUGGUGGCUUCGUGCCCCUUCUGCCUUACUUUUUUGUCGGUCCCCACGAGGCCUUCAUUGCUCUCCGCUGGUCUAUUGCUACUAUGGUCGUUGCUCUCUUCAUCUUCGGGUACGGCAAAACCUGCUUCGUGUGUGGCUGGCGCGGUCGCCGAAACAUCCGUAAAGGUGUAGUGGGUGGUGUCCAGAUGGUUCUCGUCGGAGGUCUUGCGGCCGGCUCAGCAAUGGGUCUUGUCAAGGCAUUCUCGAUGCUAGCUGAUGGUGGUCACCCUCACCCAGACCACCAAUGA